AUGUCAUUGAAGACGAUAUUUUCAGGUAUACAGCCGACAGGCAUACCACACAUAGGUAACUAUUUCGGUGCAUUGAAGAACUGGAAGAAGUUACAAGAUAACGAAGCGAAUACGACAAGAUUGAUAUACUCUAUAGUGGGAUACCAUGCUAUAACUAUACCACAGUCUCCUAGUAAACUUAAGCAAGAGAGACGUGAGAUGAUGGCUGCAUUGCUAGCUAUAGGUUUGAGUCCAGAUAGAUCAAUAAUAUUCCACCAAGAUCAGGUUGCUCAGCAUACAGAACUUGCCUGGAUUUUCAAUUGCUUCACCUCAGUGAACAAACUGCAACGUAUGACAACUUGGAAGUCGAAAAUCGCAACUCUUAAGAACUCGAAUGAUGCUUCCGAGAUAGACGAUAGUGCACUCAACCUCGGUUUAUUGUCCUAUCCAGUUUUACAGGCAGCUGACAUAUUGUUAUAUAAAGCUACACAUGUCCCAGUCGGUGACGAUCAGCAACAGCAUCUCGAAUUGUCUCGUGAUAUAGCUGAUCAGUACAAUAGAACAUACAAAGCACGUAGAUUUUUCCCUCUUCCCAAUCACAUAAUCACACCAGCAUCAAGGAUCUCAAAUUUACGUGAUCCAUUGUCUAAAAUGUCUAAAUCACAUCCAUUGCCAAACUCUAGAAUAAUGAUUACAGACACGGAUAAAGAGAUAUCAUCAAAAAUUAAGUCAGCCGUCACAGAUUCGUCAAGUGGGAUAACAUUCGACCCAGUGAAUAGACCUGGGGUUGCGAACUUACUCACCAUCUUGGCUGAAUGUACAGACGACACACCAGAAGAAGCCGCUGUUGGUCUCUCAACAUCUGCACAACUGAAAGAUGCGGUUUCAGAAGCCACAAUUAAGACACUCACACCAAUUAGGGAUAAUUUUUACCGUUUGUCGAAAGAGCAUGAAUAUCUGGACAACGUGGCUAGACAAGGUAAAGAGCGAGCAUCGGUAAUAGCAAAUGAUACAAUGAACCAAGUUAGAAAGCAUGUAGGAUUAGACUAGAAUAUCUCUGUACAAUAAAUAAUAGGAUUAGAUAACUUAUAUUUCCAUAAAUUGUUCUCUAUCGGCACCUGUGUUGACUACUUCACCAUGUUUUUCGUCACCUUUGGCCUCUUCAAUAGGAUCAUCCUUGUUUAUAUGUUGAUGGCCUUCAAUACGUAAGCCUGAGAACUUUGGGAAUGAUCUCUUGUAGAGAUACAAAAGAACAGUGUCCAUUUGAGUGACUGGACCGUCGAAGUGUGCCUUGAAGUAACCGUGUGUACCCAAGCUUUCCUUUAUAUGACCAACUCUACCAUACUUUGUGUGAAGUUCGAUUGGCUUGAAGUAUGCAAUAUCAUCUGGAUUAAAGAAGAGAUAACGGACAGUAACAGUCUUCUUGUGCACCUUGAAAGGAUGUCCAGAGAGAAUGAUUCGUUUGGCAAUAAUUCUCGUUGGAUCAGCAUCUUUGAAUGUACCAGUACCAACGAGAUAUGGUGGUUUACCAUCAUCCCUUUCACGCAAAUAGACAAUCGGAACCUUACCCCAUGUAACUGGACCAAAAAUUGUUGCUACUGAUGCAUCACCAUGUCUGAGGUAUCUUUCAAACUUGUGUACGUUGUUCAAACCUUUUGGUGUGUUUUGUGAAUAGAUUGGGUUUAUUUGAAGUUUUCUUGAACCAAUGAUAGCAGUAAGUGGAUCCUUGGACUUUACUAAACCUGUAUAUUCAGUGUUACGUUGAAUAGUCAUAUUAACAAGUGACUUUUUCUUCUCGUGAGGCAAUAAGCUGAAUAUGACAAGUGGUAAUUCGGAUGAUUGAAUAACUGAGAGAUCCUUGCUGACAUUUUUAAUGUGCAAUGUUACUCUCUUGCCAGGUUCAACUGAGGUGGAUUCACCAUCCUCAUCCAUACCCAUCUUGACCCUCUUGAUUACUCGUUUUGACAUCUGGUCGUAAUUCUCAAACUCAAAGACUUUGCUCAUUUCAAUUGGGAGAUUCUCAUAAGGAUCCCAUGGUGACGUUCUGAAUGACUUGAGACCCCUGUAACGUGCAAAUCUCUCCCUGGCUGGUAUAUCCAACGGUGUGUCAAUUUCAUCGGGGAACUCAGCAUCUUCUUUUUCUUUGUUAAGGUAUUCUUGAUACUGCUUGGCCUCUUCGUCUUCAUCGAGAUCUUUGAAAUCGUUGUCACGGGUGUCCAUUUCAAUUUCAUCUUGGUCUUCUUCUUCUUCUUCUUGAGCAGCUGGUUUAUCAUCUUCGAGUUCCAUUUCAGCUUCCUCGUCGCUCUCUUCAUCGUCACUGAGAUCAUCAUCAUUGUCAUCCACAAUCCAUGCAGCUUGGUAAGAAGAUGUUCCCUUUGGUACUUUUCUAGACUUUGCGUUUUCCUCAGCAGCUUCGGCUUCUUCUUGAAGACGCUCUCCUUCUGCCAUUUCUUCCUCCGUUGGCCAGGUUUGCUCAUUUCCGAUUGUGUCAGCUUCAUUCUCAGAAAUAAGGUCAUCUUGCUCUUCCUCGUCUGGUUGAGCGAGUACACCAGUAUCCACCUCAUCAACUGACAUGGUGUUGCCGUUUGGCUUGCUGUUCAGUUGACUAGGAUGAGUAGAGUUGGUGAUCUUUUCUAUUUGAUAAUCACCAGAGUUUGGAAUGUGUAUCAGUCUGUUCGUGUCAAGAUGUUCUCCUCUGACAACACCAGUCAAUUUGAGCAAAUCACCAUCCCAUUCGGCUUGUUCUGUCAAUAAAUAACUCCUAUAAUCUCUCCAAGCAGGCGUUUUAGGUGUACCUGUAGCAAUUGAUCGGAUAGUGUUUGACAACUCAUUCAAUUGGUCGACAGAGGACAAUUUCUGAACAUAUGGGAAGAAGUAUCUGAUGAAAGAUAGAAGAGAAUGUCUAAUACCAGUGUCCUCUUUCUUUUCAACCUCGCUAAGACCUUGUAUGAUACCAAAAACUUCAGAACAAGAUUGUGCUUGUACGCAACGAAGUGUGGUCUCACCCCACUCACCGACUUCGUUAAUAGCGGAGAGUACGGGGAUGAUAUAGUCUGCGAUCUUUGCAGCGUCUAGAAUGGCCAUAAAUUUGGCAUUGUUAUCCGGGAAAGUUGGAACAAUGAACUGAAAUUGUUGGUUAAACCUUGAUAUUCUGCAUCUAUAGAUACCAAAACCCUGAUAUUCUAAUGCUGAGCUCUCCUCCCCUACAGACUUGAGUAAUUGCUUGACUGUGUUCAAGCCAUCUAUGUCUUCCGUGAGUGGAAGGACCAAAACAAUGCGUGGUGCUCCAAAACGACCUUCAAAGAGACGUUUGCCUUCAAGUAGACCAUCUCUUUUCUGUUUCUGCAGCUGCUUAGCUUGGUUUUUCCUUUCUUGCUUGUUCUUGAGGUUAUUGGCCGAGGAAGUUUUUGAGGAAGACUGCUUAGUGUCUACUCUACCUUUGUUUUGCGUUUUAGUAGAGCGUUUUGUAGAUCCCCGUGAUUUGAACUUCUUAUUCGUUUGUUUUAGCGAUGGUCUAUGUGAGUGUGUACUCAUAGUUUGAGAGCAAGGGUGAUAUGAUGUGCAAGCAGGUAAAUCGAUAGCGAGAUUUGAAUAAAGCUGCUAGCAAUUUACAUUUCAACUUUAUAGUAUACUUCUUCCAACAAAACAGUUUGACGGACUUAAGAAGAUUUAUCGAGCUAUUCUACACAGCCAGUAGCGGCGUAUUUAUAUCAAAUAAUACUUCCACUAUCUUAUCCGUAUAUUAUAUAUUUCAUAUUCAGACUUCCACGGACUUAAGUUAGCCCGACUUCUAUCAAAUUACAGUCUUCUCUCUUGGAUUAUAACCACAUC
Molecule: messenger RNA, 3810 nt
Organism: Wallemia mellicola CBS 633.66
Lineage: Eukaryota; Fungi; Basidiomycota; Wallemiomycetes; Wallemiales; Wallemiaceae
Product: tryptophanyl-tRNA synthetase
Exons: 8
Coding region: 1-1029 (342 amino acids)
Biological process (GO): mitochondrial tryptophanyl-tRNA aminoacylation
Cellular component (GO): mitochondrial matrix; mitochondrion
Molecular function (GO): ATP binding; tryptophan-tRNA ligase activity
Source: RefSeq, a predicted model, not a curated record